AUGCGUUUUCUGGAGCAUUCACUCUUGUCACAGCUAUCGCAAAUACAUGGAUGCAAAAAAACAACGGCGGAAAUAGUGAGAAAUUUUGAGAAGUCAAAUACAUGGCAGAACAUUGCACUCUUACUUGUUAUUGAUCGGUGGCCACUUCGUUUAAACACAGAGGAGUUAAUUUCUUUGAAUUUGAAGCCAAAAUGUGCUGGGCAUACGUACACGCACGCGCACAGACAAAUGGCAAUACGCCGCUGCGUGACCAGCUCGUUCAGGCUAAUCUACAAGUGGCGACGUGUGAUUGUAGUACAAGAGGCGAUACGUUCGAAUAGCAGAAUGGCUUGGCGAAGCAGUGGCAACACAAAUGAGGAACUUGUACGAAACCUUGAAAAAGCCGGAAUCUUCUCAUCAGCACGUGUUCGCGAAGCAAUGCUUGCUACGGAUAGAGGCGAUUUUGCACCUCGGGGACCGUAUAUGGAUCAACCACAAGGCAUUGGUUAUAAUGCAACAAUUUCGGCACCACAUAUGCAUGCUGCAGCUUUGGAAUACUUGAAAAACCAUCUCGUAGAUGGGGCAUAUGCUUUAGAUGUCGGCUCAGGAUCUGGUUAUUUGACAGUAUGUAUGGCUCUCAUGAUUGGUCGAAAUGGAAAAGUGAUUGGUAUUGAGCACAUCCCUGAGCUGGUAGAAUUAUCGAAAGAGAACACAAGAAAGCAUCAUGCUGAUUUACUGGAUAACGGUCAAAUACGCUUUAUUGAGGGUGAUGGCCGCAAAGGAUAUGAAACAGAUCGUAAAUAUGAUGCUAUUCAUGUGGGUGCAGCAGCAGAAACAAUACCACAACCGCUGAUCGACCAACUCGCCGAGGGAGGACGAAUGCUAAUUCCCGUUGGCAGGGAGCACGGAAAUCAGGUAUUCCUGCAAGUCGACAAAAUUGAUGGCAAUGUCACACAGAAAGUGAUCGAACAUGUGAUCUAUGUGCCGUUGACUAGUAAAUCUCAUCAACUUGGUCGUUACGAGCUCUAGCGGCCGUAUGUGAUCAUUAUGAUAUCACCAAAGCCAUCACGCAGAACUUCUCCUCCACUCAUCCAUCUUCGAUGACCUCUUUUGAACAGUACUACGCCGUUUAGCAAUCUAAAAUAAACAUGACAUACCUGUGCUGUUUGUUGCCAAUGAAACGAAAUGUUCUCGCCCUCAAUCCCGAUUGUAUAGCUUUCUCUUUGUAAAUUUUUGAUAAUUUAGCUUUGCUUGUAUAGUUGUACAUGUGCCCUUGUAAAUGCCCCCGUCGAUUGUUUUUUCUCUACUGCAACGCUAUGUCAUGCUUGUAAAUUCAAAUUAUAGUGCUGGUUUGUACCAUGUACUUCUGCGUGAUCAGCGGUGUUCAGUCCUUAUUUGAAAGCGUUUAAUACUUAUAUGCUUUCGUUUUAAUAAAUCAGUGCAUGCAAAAC
This is a messenger RNA of Cylicocyclus nassatus, 1430 nucleotides long. NCBI's taxonomy places the organism in Eukaryota, Metazoa, Nematoda, Chromadorea, Rhabditida, Strongylidae. The record is from the annotation of a GenBank genome assembly.